UAUGAGCAUAAAAAGGAAGACACUUUGGGAAGCAGGCAGUCGAGUCACACAAACAGAGACAACUGUUCAGAGCGAAAAAAGAGAGUGGAAAAAGACCAGUGGCAGGAAGAGAAGAGAGAAGAGGAGUCGAGACGCUUGGCAUCAGUGACUGCAGAGUGUGAAGAUGCUGUGUCCGGCCUGGAUGCUGGCACUGGCUGUGCUGUGUGCGUUUUGUUCAGAGGUGAGCGGUCAGUGCUGGGCACACUCACAUUGCAAAGAUCUCAGCUCUGAGGAGAACAUGCUGGAAUGCAUACGCCUGUGCAAGUCUGAACUGACAGCAGGUCGGCGUGCCUCCAGCACCAUGGAAACGGAGGGGGAAGAGGGCAUGCUGGGAUUCCUGCUCCCUAUGGUGUCCAGCAUGCAGGAGGGCCCGGAGGUGGACGAGCAGGGGCGCGAGCCUCGGCACGAGGACAAGCGCUCCUACUCCAUGGAGCACUUCCGCUGGGGAAAGCCGGUCGGGCGCAAGCGCCGGCCAAUCAAGGUCUUCCCCAGUGGCAUGGAGGAGGAGUCGUCCGAGGCCUACCCGGCCGAGAUGAGGCGAGAGCUCCUGGGCGACUGGGACUACGCUCCGGAAGAAGAGGGCGUGGCUGAGGAACACCCACAGCUCACCCUCCAGACCAAGAAGGACAGCACCUACAAGAUGAAGCACUUCCGCUGGAACGGGCCGCCGGCCAGCAAACGCUACGGUGGCUUCAUGAAGCCCUGGGGCGAGCGAAGCCAAAAACCCCUGCUGACUCUCUUUAAAAACGUCAUCAUCAAGGACGGCCAACAGAAGAAAGCUCAGUGAAGACACUCCAGUGGGUGAGAGGGAGGGAGGGAGGAAGGAAGGAAGGAAGGAAGGAAAGGAGGGAGGGAGGGAUGGUUACGUGAGAUUGAAAUGCUAAAAUCAAAGUUCUGCCACCUCUGCUCCCACUUCCUGUCUUUACCCAUCAGGUAGUCAACUUUCUGAUUUGUUUUGAGAAAACACUUUGCUCAAAGGAGAUGCUUUAUUACCAGCAACUACUUUGCUUUUACAACGUAGUGACACAUAACUUCUGAAUAGUGUACAUAAACCUGCUUUUAACUGGGGAAGGUGGUGAGGAAAGGGAGAUUUAAAAUGGAAAGCAUUUUUUAUUUUGUAUUGACAUGUACUAUAUUGUAAAUGAAUGAAACAUUAAAAGAUGGUACUUUGUUGCAAACUAAAAAA
This is a messenger RNA of Anguilla rostrata (American eel), 1225 nucleotides long. RefSeq names its product proopiomelanocortin a (gene pomca). Gene Ontology annotation, molecular function: neuropeptide hormone activity. The record is from RefSeq and is a predicted model, not a curated record. The transcript is spliced from 3 exons. Gene Ontology annotation, cellular component: extracellular region. Bases 164 to 826 code for a protein of 220 amino acids. Gene Ontology annotation, biological process: neuropeptide signaling pathway. NCBI's taxonomy places the organism in Eukaryota, Metazoa, Chordata, Actinopteri, Anguilliformes, Anguillidae.